GCUAUGGAGAUUAAUGGAUGACACAAAUAAUAUACGUGAAAAUAGUGCGGAAGUAAUUGAAUCGGUAGAAUCAAAGCAGAAAAAAGCUAAAUCAACAAUAUCAGAUUUAUGGAAAUGCUUCACAAAUACGGGCAAGGCUGAAGAUGGAAUUGAAAGGGAAAAGUGUAAUGGGUGUAAGAUUGCAACUUUUGAAGUUGGUACAACUCCCAAAAGUAAAAAUUAUGGGACUUCACAUUUACGUCAUCAUAAAGAGAUGAAAAUGAAGAUUUUGAGACAACUUUACCAGAAGAUGAUUCAGAGAUGCUCGAUGAAGAUAAAGUGGUGAUGUUAGAUACAUAAUACGUGCCAUGCAAGCUUUUCUUGAGUAGUUCAUUUUUAUUUUUAAU
This is a messenger RNA of Capsicum annuum, 386 nucleotides long. RefSeq lists its product as uncharacterized. NCBI's taxonomy places the organism in Eukaryota, Viridiplantae, Streptophyta, Magnoliopsida, Solanales, Solanaceae. Bases 14 to 325 code for a protein of 103 amino acids. The record is from RefSeq and is a predicted model, not a curated record. The transcript is spliced from 2 exons.